UGGCUAGAGGAGCAGUUUCCCCCAAAGCGGCCAAGAACCAGGCACACUGGGCGGCCAGAUCUGCUGGUCAGGGAUAGGUCGAGCCCGGGCUCCUCGCGUAGGUGUCGGGACGGGGCGGGAAGCCCUGUGCCAGGUGUCAAGCCACUGAGUGAAGGGAGAAGGGUCCCCGGGGAAGGAAAGCGAUAGGACAGCUGCAGAAGUGCUGGGAGCGCGAAGGUACCAGAGCAGCAGCUUCCCGCCGCCUCCAGCCGGGCAGCAGCCAGAACAGCCGGGGGAGGAGCAACAGCUGCUGAAUUCGCCAACUAGAGGAGAGAGAGGCGGAGCUUGGGUCCCUGUAGCAGCCGAAGGCGCAGCCUGGACUGUAGUUUCCCGGGAGAGAGGAGAGCAGGAACAGGAGCGGAGCGCAGUCCUCGGAGCCUCAGCUCCAGCAUCCCGCCAGGGGUUGCAGGUGUGUGGGAGAUUUCUUAACAAGGAUCCAUUUUUGAAAUAUGAGAUAUUGUGACCUUUCAAAACAAUGAGACAACUGCAUGAAAUAUUAGGUAAUAAACAGCCUACGAAUGUUCUGAUCCUCAGCCUGGCACACCAUAGAUGCUCAGCUUGAAACUAUUCCAACAUGGCUUUCCUUGGAUUCUUCUCUUUGCUGGUGCUGCAAAGUUUGGCCUUAGGGACCACUUUCACAGAUGAAACUAUUACUGAGUUUUCAGUGAAUAUGUACAACCAUCUUCGAGCCACUGGGGAAGAUGAAAAUAUUCUCUUCUCUCCAUUGAGUGUCACCCUUGCAAUGGGAAUGCUGGAACUUGGGGCCCAAGGGUCUACCCUGAAAGAAAUCCGUCAUUCAAUGGGAUAUGAGAGUCUGAAAAGUGGUGAAGAAUUUUCUUUCCUGAAGGAUCUUUCUCACAUGGUAACUGCUGAAGAAAGCCAGUAUGUGAUGAAAAUUGCCAAUUCCCUCUUUGUGCAAAAUGGAUUUCAUGUCAAUGAUGAGUUUUUGCAAAUGCUGAAAAAGUACUUUAAUGCAGAAGUAAAUCAUGUGGACUUCAGCCAAAAUGUAGCUGUGGCCAACUAUAUCAAUAAAUGGGUGGAGAAUAACACAAAUAGUCUUUUGAAAGAUUUGGUAUCCCCAACGGAUUUUGAUGCUGUCACUCAUCUGGCCCUCAUCAAUGCUGUCUAUUUUAAGGGAAACUGGAAGUCACAAUUCAGACCUGAAAAUACCAGGACGUUUUCCUUCACUAAAGAUGAUGAAAGUGAAGUCCAAAUUCCAAUGAUGUAUCAACAAGGAGAAUUUUAUUAUGGGGAAUUUAGUGAUGGUUCCAAUGAAGCUGGUGGUAUCUACCAAGUCCUGGAAAUACCCUAUGAGGGAGAUGAGAUAAGUAUGAUGCUGGUAUUGUCCAGACAGGAAGUUCCACUGGCCACCCUGGAGCCCUUGGUCAAAGCACAGCUCAUUGAAGAAUGGGCCAACUCUGUGAAGAAGCAAAAAGUGGAAGUGUACCUGCCCAGGUUCACAGUGGAACAAGAAGUUGAUUUAAAAAAUGUUUUGAAGGCCCUUGGAAUAACUGAAGUUUUCAUCAAAAAUGCAAACUUGACGGCCUUGUCUGAUAACAAAGAGAUUUUCCUUUCCAAAGCAAUUCACAAGUCCUUCAUAGAGGUUAAUGAAGAAGGAUCAGAAGCUGCUGCCGCUUCAGGAAUGAUUGCAAUUAGCAGGAUGGCUGUGCUGUAUCCUCAAGUUAUUGUUGAUCAUCCAUUUUUCUUUCUCAUCAGGAACAGGAGAUCAGGUACAAUUCUAUUCAUGGGACGAGUCAUGCAUCCUGAAACCAUGAACACAAGUGGACAUGAUUUUGAGGAACUUUAAAUUAUUUUAGUUGAAUAACAAGGAAGAUAGUAUCUAAGCACAUUAUGUUUGCAACUAGUAUAUAUUUGAGACGUGUUUUACAAUGUAUCUUAAGAUAAUAUUUAAAAUAGCUUAGAUAAAAACAAUGUAUGUAAAUUGUAGGCCAACUUGUCAAGGAAUGUUAUCAGUAUUAUUGAAGUAAUAGUCCCAUCAUGUCAUUGUGUUUGUUGUGCUAGUAUUUAAAAUAAAAGUCCAUAGUGAACAUGUGAA
Phacochoerus africanus (Common warthog) is the source of this 2095-nucleotide messenger RNA. It is a transcript of the gene SERPINI1, whose product is annotated as serpin family I member 1. NCBI's taxonomy places the organism in Eukaryota, Metazoa, Chordata, Mammalia, Artiodactyla, Suidae. The record is from RefSeq and is a predicted model, not a curated record. The transcript is spliced from 10 exons. Gene Ontology annotation, biological process: negative regulation of endopeptidase activity. Gene Ontology annotation, molecular function: serine-type endopeptidase inhibitor activity. The coding region runs from base 614 to 1846 and encodes 410 amino acids.